Solenopsis invicta (red fire ant) is the source of this 3921-nucleotide messenger RNA. RefSeq lists its product as uncharacterized. The transcript has 2 exons. Gene Ontology annotation, biological process: proteolysis; DNA integration. Gene Ontology annotation, molecular function: aspartic-type endopeptidase activity; nucleic acid binding. The coding region runs from base 1 to 3921 and encodes 1306 amino acids. The record is from RefSeq and is a predicted model, not a curated record. Lineage: Eukaryota; Metazoa; Arthropoda; Insecta; Hymenoptera; Formicidae.
AUGGGUGCUCCUGCUAUAGCGAGCACAUCCAGUGUAAACACAGUAAAUGACGCCCCCUCUAAAUCAAGUCUUUCAGCAAGGGUAACAACUCCUUCACGUUCCCUCCUGGUCAAGGGUACUGUACUACUCGCAACUGCACGAAUCUUUGUACGUACUGAUGGAGCUCGUUGUAUAAACCUUCGAGGCAUGAUUGAUACGGGCGCUGAGGCUACAUUUAUCACUGAAAGGGCUGUUCAAGCGUUAAAAGCAAAGCGUAUUAAAGUAUAUUACACUGUCACUGGCAUGGGUGAUCUACAGGCUGGGGUCGUUACUCAUGCAGUUAAGCUCCAUUUAAGUGCGGGUAUACAGUCGAGUACUACAGUUACAGUGAUCGCGUUUAUCCUCCCUGUACUUACUUCUUAUGCUCCAAGAAGUCCUGUUGAUUUACUUGCGCAUCCUCAUUUGCAGAAUUUAAAAUUUGCGGAUUCUGUUCCAUUCAGUGAUGACCCUAUCGGUUUACUGAUAGGACUUGACUAUUAUAAGGCCGUAACAAUGGAUGGAUCCCGCCGAGGACCGAGCUCUGAUCUCAUGGCGAAACCUACUAUCUUUGGCUGGGUUGUCUUCGGCCCGUGCAACGACACUUCUGAAGGAAACCCUCAGUCGGUGUCCUCGUUACGCUGCUCUAUUUCUCCUGGAACGGAUGCGCUGAUGAGGCAGUUUUGGGAGAUAGAGGAAGUCUCGGUUUCUAAUCCCCUCAGUGAAGAGGAAGUCGAGUGCGAAAGGCACUUCGCAUCUACACAUUCUCGUUUGCCAAGCGGACGCUAUCAGGUUCGCUUACCUUUUCGGACCGAUUUCUUGAAUAAGGUCGGUCGCUCCUUUCACGUCGCUUCUGGUGCCUUUGAUAGGUUAGAGCGACGUCUAGCUCGCGAUAGUGCAUGGUCUGCCAGCUAUCGUGGCUUUCUUUCUGAGCAUGAGCAAAUGGGUCACAUGACCCGUGUAAACCCGAACGAGGUCAUUAAUAAUAAUUCGUUAUAUCUGCCUCACCAUCCAGUGGUGAAGGCGAGUAGCAGUACUUCCCCUGUACGAGUUGUAUUCAACGCCUCGAGUCCCAUGGACAACGGGUAUUCAUUAAAUGAUCUGUUGCUUACUGGACCUAAGUUGCAGUCAGAUCUUUGCUCUAUCAUUAUGCGCUGGCGAACUCAUCGCUUCGUUUUCGUCGCUGACGUCGCAAAGAUGUUUAGACAAAUUAUGAUUCAUCCGUUAGAUACUGAUUUUCAGAGGAUAUUGUGGCGUCCUAGUUCAGGCCAGCCGAUCCAUCAUUACCGUUUAAUCACCGUCACGUACGGUACCGCCUCGGCGCCUUAUUUAUCCAUGCGCGUCCUGCGACAAUUAUGCGAGGACGAGGGAUCUACAUUCCCGCUGGCUGUGUCUAUACUCAAUAAUUCCAUCUAUGUAGAUGACGUGUUGUUUGGGGCAGACAGUGUGUCCGCCAUACAAUCCACACGUCAGCAGUUGAAUGCCUUGUUAUUGAAAGGAGGUUUUCACCUUCGUAAAUGGACGUCAAACUAUGACGAAUUGUUGUCGGAGAUACCAGUGUCGGAUCGACUGGAGGACAAUAGUGUCGAAUUUGACGAGGACUCCUCAUUCAAGGUUUUAGGAAUUUCGUGGAGUCCUAUACUUGAUCGAUUCCAUUUCAGGAUACAAAUUCCGGAGUUUCCGGUGAUCUCGAAACGUAGCGUGCUAUCCGACAUUUCGCGAUUCUUUGAUCCACUGGGUUGGAUUGCCCCUGUGGUAAUCACCGCUAAAAUUUUCAUGCAGGAACUAUGGCUGCGUAAGGUUGAUUGGGAUAGCCCGCUCUCGAGUGAUCUAGAGGAACGAUGGACUGAGUAUUCUCACAGUCUGACAGAUCUCAAAGAGAUUUCAAUCCCAAGGUGGACGAAUCAAAGCAGCUCCGAUCUGGGUACCGAGUUGCAUGGAUUUGCGGAUGCUUCAACACGGGCCUAUGCGGCCGUUGUAUACAUUCGCAUUAUUCACACUCGAAGCAGCUUUGGAAUAACACUCUUAGCCUGUAAAUCUAAGGUCGCUCCUACUAAACAAUUAGCGUUCCCAGAUUCCAUGAUCACACUUGAUUGGAUUAAGCAGCACCCCAAUACCUGGAAGACUUUUAUAUCCAAUAGGGUAUCAGAAAUCCAGACAAGCUUGCCGCAAGCUCAGUGGCUAUUUGUCGGGUCUAAAGAAAAUCCCGCAGACUGUGCGUCGCGCGGCAUCAGCGUUCAGGAGUUGAAGUCGCACUUGUUGUGGUGGAGUGGGCCUCAAUGGCUGCAGUCACCCUCGACUGUGUGGUCGGAACAGCCCUCCUCCCUUCGAUCGGACGGAAACAUGGAACGACGUAGCGUUCCAGUUUAUUUAGCUCAGCGGGGCGCGGCAGGGUGGGAUCUUUCCGAGCAAGUUUCCAGUUGGCCUAAGUUGUUGCGGAUCACGGCCUAUUGCCUAUUGUUCGUUCAUAAGGUUCGACAGCGCCUUAGAAGGGCGGAUAGUGAUCAAUUAGGUACGUUAUAUGUGUUGAGUGACGCUAUCAGACAGGCUCGUAGUUUUUGGAUUGCGUACGUACAAAAGAUUAACUUUUCGAAUGAGAUCCAGGCAAUAAAACGUGGUGAGGGCCCGUCUAAAUCUAGUCCCUUGAAAAAUCUAAACCCGUUUUUAGACACGAAGGAUAACCUUUGUGUCGGGGGACGUCUCUGCCGGGCGUCCCUCUCUUACGAUGAGAGACAUCCCAUCAUACUACCGAGGCAUCGCAUAUCGGAGCUGAUUGUUGCGCAGGCACACGAUCGAACGCUUCACGGUGGGACACAGUUGACGUUAGGAGUUUUACGCCAACAGUACUGGAUUCUAAAUGCUAGAAACCUUGUAAAACAUCACAUUCACAGGUGUGUUGUUUGUGUCCGCCACAGAGCUAUUCCGAUAUUGCAGCAAAUGGGUGAUCUGCCGGACGUUCGAAUAAACCCUUCUCGUCCGUUUCAACAUACCGGCGUAGACUAUGCCGGUCCUUUUCAUGUCCUUCCGAUAGUAGGACGUGGCCAGCGGACACACAAGGCUUAUGUGGUUGUGUUCGUUUGUUUGGCCACUAGGGCCAUACACUUGGAACUGGCCAAUGAUUAUACCAGCGAUGGGUUUUUGGCCGCAUUUAGAAGAUUCACCUCUCGUAGGGGUCUUCCGGUCUCAUUAUUCAGUGAUAAUGGGACCAAUUUUCAGGGUGCCGAAAAGGAAUUGCGCAAUGCGUUCAGAGCUCUGUCGCGUGAUCCUGAUCUCGUCGCGUAUUUAGCCUCCGACGGCAUCACUUGGAGAUUUAUACCGCCCUCCGCCCCACAUUUUGGAGGAAUGUGGGAAGCGGGCGUAAAGUCCGUUAAGCACCAUUUACGGCGUGUAAUUGGUGCUCACACGCUUUCAAAUGAGGAGUUCACUACAUUACUAACUCAAGUGGAGUCAUGUCUAAAUUCUAGACCUAUAGCUCCCUUGUCCGAUGAUCACUCCGAUCUCUCACCUUUGACUCCUGCCCAUUUCUUAAUAGGUACCUCGCUGAUUGCGACGCCUGAGGAGUCCGUAUUGGAUUUGAGGGAAACGCGACUCAAUCGUUGGCAGCGUGUACAGCGGAUGCACGAGCAGUUUUGGCGGAUAUGGUCGCGAGAUUAUCUCCACACGUUACAGCAGCGCUAUAAGUGGCGUCAGAAAGCGACUAGUUUGAAAGUCGAUGAUCUAGUAUUAGUUCAAAACCCGUUGCUACCGCCGACGAAAUGGGAGCUUGGGAGAGUAGUAAAAAUCUAUCCUGACCCUCAUGGUCUCGUUAGGGUAGUGGAUGUAAGGACGCUUUCGAAUACAAGUAGGCGUGCCGUUAACCGGCUAUACAAGCUUCCUAUCGAAAUUAAUGCGGGGUUGCCGCAGUAG